Etheostoma spectabile (orangethroat darter) is the source of this 1033-nucleotide messenger RNA. RefSeq names its product STING1 ER exit protein 1 (gene steep1). The record is from RefSeq and is a predicted model, not a curated record. The transcript is spliced from 2 exons. Gene Ontology annotation, biological process: endoplasmic reticulum membrane organization; endoplasmic reticulum to Golgi vesicle-mediated transport. NCBI's taxonomy places the organism in Eukaryota, Metazoa, Chordata, Actinopteri, Perciformes, Percidae. The coding region runs from base 107 to 784 and encodes 225 amino acids.
UUUUUUUUAACCUGGAGCUUUCGUAGUCAUGGCGUUUAAACAGUAGCAUUUAAAUAGACGCCAACGUUACUGGUAUUAUACUAAAUUUAAGUGUCUAACGUUAAACAUGCCGAAGGUCGUGUCUAGGAGUGUUGUGUGCUCGGACACCAGAGACAGAGAGGAGUACGACGACGGAGAAAAGCCUCUUCAUGUCUACUACUGCCUGUGCGGUCAGAUGGUUUUGGUGUUGGACUGCCAGCUGGAGAAGCUGCCCAUGAGGCCCCGGGACCGAGCCAGGGUCAUUGAUGCGGCCAAACAUGCCCACAAGUUCUGCAACGUGGAGCAGGACGAAAACGUGUACCUGAAGAGGGCCGAGGGCAUCGAGAGGCAGUACCGCAAAAAAUGCGGCAAGUGCGGCCUGCUGCUCUUCUACCAGCACCAGUCGAAGAACAGCCCGGCCACCUUCAUCGUGGACGGAGCCGUGGUCAAGUUCGGCCAGGGCUUCGGCAACACCAGCGUCUACAGCCAGAAGCAGCCGGAGGCUCCGAAGAAAGUCCGUGUGAUGAUGACCAAGCGGACCAAAGACAUGGGCAAGUUCAGCUCUGUCACAGUUUCCACCAUCGACGAGGAGGAGGAGGAGAUCGAGGCCAGGGAGGUGGCGGACUCGUACGCCCAGAACGCCAAAGUUAUUGAGAAGCAGCUGGAGAGGAAGGGAAUGAGCAAGAGGAGGCUGCAGGAGCUGGCCGAGCUGGAGGCCAAGAAGGCGAAGAUGAAGGGCACACUUAUUGAUAAUCAGUUCAAGUAGAGGAGACUCAAUUAGGGACACACUGGGAUUCAAAAGGCCCCUCUGGAGAUCCUCUUCCGCAGCGGACCCAAUGACUCUAGUCCCUGUACUGGCCACUCGUUUGUCAGCCUGUACCGGACAAUAUUUGGACACAUCGGUAAUACAGGACUGAUUUGUCUAUGUUGCAUAUUAAGAGGUUGAGGUUGUGUACCUUUCUACGCCUGUUUUAAAAUGUUAUGUACAAAACAAUUAAAAGACCAAUGAUACCAA